Messenger RNA from Aspergillus candidus, 1726 nucleotides. RefSeq names its product putative transporter. The record is from RefSeq and is a predicted model, not a curated record. Lineage: Eukaryota; Fungi; Ascomycota; Eurotiomycetes; Eurotiales; Aspergillaceae. Bases 137 to 1726 code for a protein of 529 amino acids. Gene Ontology annotation, cellular component: fungal-type vacuole membrane. Gene Ontology annotation, molecular function: basic amino acid transmembrane transporter activity. Gene Ontology annotation, biological process: basic amino acid transport; transmembrane transport. The transcript is spliced from 10 exons.
GUUGAGAGUGCUGGAUUGCUUUAAACGGAGCUUAAUCCGUGAAUUUAUUAGUCGCUCUAUUGCGUUGGGUUUCUCGGGUGUCGUCAAUUCACAGUCAGGGAAUUGAUUGUGCUGCGCUUUUGUAUUUGCUGCAAGAAUGACCGUCGACGAGGAGACGCCUCUCCUGAGUUCACCAUCAGCGCAGAGCCUGGGAGAUCAAGUCAAACACGAGUCCACAGAAACCGAAACCAAGUCGACCCGAUGGAUUGUCUACGGCUGCUUCAUCGGCAUCUUUCUCGCAGCAGCCGACGACUCAAUUGUAGUCUCGACAUGGGCCGCCAUAGCCUCGCAAUUCAACCGCCUCUCACACGGCCUAUGGCUUGUAAUAGCCUAUAACUUUGGCUAUUGCGUCUCCCUCCCUGUGUAUAGUGCCCUGUGCAACGUGUACGGACGGAAAGACAUACUGCUGUGGUCCUAUAUUCUGUUUGGGGUUGGAUGCCUUGCAUGUGGGAUCAGCACGUCAUUAGAGCAACUAGUCGUGGCUCGAGUUGUCGCGGGGAUCAGUGGGGGAGGAAUGAUCUCGUUGGUUUCGAUAGUCAUUACAGACCUCAUGCCACCCGGUGAUGUCGCCCUUCUCCGAAGUUACGCCAAUGUGAUCAAUGUCGCCGGACGCAGCCUGGGUGCCCCCAUUGGAGGCCUACUGAUUCAAACAAUCGGAUGGAGAUGGUCUUUCCUCUCUCAGAUCCCCCUCGUAGGCGUCUGCAUCUUGGUAGCCGUAUAUGGCCUUCCGGCCUCGUUGAACGAGACAGUUAGCGCGGAGAGUGGUUCCCCUCGUUCGAAGCUGGCGCAUCUCGACGUGGCGGGCCUCUUUACUUUCACACUAUCUAUUCUUACAUUAGUGUUCCUUGUCCAAAGCGAAAGUAGCACGCCGGGAGAUAACUCCAAUCUGCCUUAUAUCUUGCUGCCGAUCUUCCUGGCCGCCGUUAUAGCAUUUUUCCUAGUGGAGGCGUACUGGGCGGCAUAUCCACUUAUACCGUUAUCAAUAUUGAAAACACCACUAGGAGGCUACUGCGCAGUCCAGAUACUCAUGAACGGGGGUCGAUUUGCCCUCAUAACCAACACCGUACCCUACUUUAUCCGAGUCAAACACACCAGCGACGUCCUCGCCUCAAUCAGCCUCAUCCUCAGUUCCCUCGGCGUCUGCAUCGGCGGCCUCAUCUCAGGAACCGUCAUCAAACGAACCCACCGCUACAAACACAUCACUAUAGCCGCCAUGUGCCUAAUUGCAACCUCGUUCGUCGCGAUCCUCAUCCGCUGGCGCAACGGCUGCUUCAACUGGGAAAUGGUGUAUCUGUUCACCAUCGGCGUCGGCAUGGGCGUCAUCUACUCCGCGCAGUUCGUCGCCAUGUCGCUCGAUGCCCCGAAGGGGGCCCUCCCUACGUGCAUCACCACCUACUAUCUCAGCCAGCAGCUGGGGCUCAUUAUCGGGCCGGCUUUGGGCGUCGCUGUGGUGCAGCGGAUUUUUGGAGAUCGGCUAUCGCAGGAGCUGGCUGCGUUUGGGGAAAAGCAGCUGGUUCAAAAAAUUGUCAACGAUGCGAGAUUCUCGGAGACGCUUCCUGAGGCGAUCCAGGAGACUAUUCGGGCUGCGUAUUUGCGUGCGUUUCAGUUUAUACCGAUCACUGCUGUUAUUUUUGCUGUGCUUACGAUGGGAAUCAUCAUAUAUCUCCGAGAAACAAGGAUGGAGUGA